This is a messenger RNA of Cuscuta epithymum, 1012 nucleotides long. The record is from the annotation of a GenBank genome assembly. NCBI's taxonomy places the organism in Eukaryota, Viridiplantae, Streptophyta, Magnoliopsida, Solanales, Convolvulaceae.
GGCAGUGGCGGUGACACUGUGGUGGCGGUGAGGCGGUUAAGUGAAGGAGAUGCGGUGUGGCGGAUCAAGGAGUUCGAAUCGGAGGUCGAGGCCAUUGGAAGAGUCCAACAUCCCAACAUCGUUAGAUUGAGAGCCUAUUACUAUGGCAGUAAUGAGAAGCUUCUAGUUACAGAUUUCAUCAGCAAUGGGAGUUUGCAUAAUGCUUUACAUGGUGGACCUGGCGUUUCCUUGCAACCACUGUCAUGGGCUGAUAGAUUGAAGAUCGCCAAAGGGAUCGCCCGGGGUCUGACCCACAUUCACGAGUGCAGCCCCAAACGGUAUGUUCAUGGCAACAUAAAAUCAUCAAAAAUUCUCCUUGAUGAUGACCUAAUGCCUUACAUCUCUGGGUUCGGAUUAACCCGCCUUGCGCCCAACUCAUCCAGACUCACAACUUCAUCUUCCAAAAAGACUACCACCGCCAACACGAAACACGAAACCCGCUUUCCAGCCACCAAGUUAACGCAGAAAUCCGAUGUGUACUCUUUCGGGGUAGUGCUUUUGGAGAUUUUAACGGGUCGGGUGCGUGAUGGGGGAGCCGAGGGUGAUGGCAAGGGAGUCGAUGAGAUGGUAAGGGUGGCUUUCAAAGAGGAAAAGCCUUUGUCAGAGAUUAUAGACCGUCACUUGUUGCCUGAGGUUCACUGCAAGAAGCAGGUCCUGGCAACAUUUCACAUUGCACUAAAUUGCACGGAGAUGGAUCCCGAGCUUCGGCCUCGGAUGAGAACAGUUGCUGAUAGUCUGGAUCGGGCCAGUUUGUCUUAAAGAAAUUGUUCUGAUCCUUUUGUGGAUAAGUAAGGUCUUUGUGAAGCUUGUAGCUAGUUUGGUCAUUACUCAUUAAUGAGGACGAUUAGGAGCGUUGGUUGCAUUAAUGAAGACUUGAUUAAUGUAAGCAGAAAAUCUAAACCGUGGGAAUGUGGAAUUUAAUCAAUGAAACAAGUUCCUCUAAUUUUUGGUAAAUCAUUAUGUUACUAAAUUC